Messenger RNA from Anguilla anguilla (European eel), 3464 nucleotides. RefSeq names its product copine-5-like. The transcript is spliced from 21 exons. NCBI's taxonomy places the organism in Eukaryota, Metazoa, Chordata, Actinopteri, Anguilliformes, Anguillidae. Gene Ontology annotation, biological process: cellular response to calcium ion. Gene Ontology annotation, molecular function: calcium-dependent phospholipid binding. Bases 420 to 2141 code for a protein of 573 amino acids. The record is from RefSeq and is a predicted model, not a curated record. Gene Ontology annotation, cellular component: plasma membrane.
AGGAUUCGCCCGCAUGUAACAGAAUGCAAGAAGCAUCAGCAGGAGGAGGAGUUCUCAGCUUUUACUCCCGAGACAAUUCAGAGCGAGAAGAGAAAUUUCUUUACGCGAGCACGGCAAAGUGCCUAGCGCCGAGAGAGCAGGUCACUGAGACCGUUUAAUGAGCUACAACUCGCCUCACAUUUGUACUUCUGCUGGGUCUUAACAGUCCCAAAUAAUACCUCUUCUUUUCCUUCCCAGCCGUUUCGAAGAGUACUUUUGGGUGGGACUGUCAUCCGUUUCAUUCAUUGUUUAUCAUCAUCGUAUUCGACCGCGCUCUCUCUGGAAGGAACGAGGGCGUCCACCUCGUGGAUCUCUGCGCGAGGAGCUGAAACGGCGCCAGGCUGUGCGAGUCACGGAGCUGCCCUGAGACGCGGGCGCCCAUGGAGGGAGACGUUAUGGACAAACUGGAAGACACGUCUUCAGUCUACGAGUUCGAUCCGUUCACUGGCAAUAUCCCGGCCACCAAAGUAGAAAUAACGGUCUCCUGCAGGAACCUUUUAGACAGAGACACCUUCUCCAAAUCAGACCCAUUGUGUGUCCUCUACACCCAGGGAGUGGAAACCAAACAGUGGAGAGAGUUUGGAAGGACAGAGGUGAUCGACAACACGCUGAACCCAGACUUUGUCAGGAAGUACAUCCUGGACUACUUCUUUGAGGAGAAGCAGAACCUUCGCUUUGACUUAUACGAUGUUGAUUCCAAAAGCCCCGACCUGUCCAAACAUCCCCCCGACCAGAACGACUUCCUGGGCCAGAUGUUCUGCACCUUGGGAGAGAUCGUGGGCUCCCCUGCCAGUCGUCUGGAGAAGCCACUUGGGGGGAUCGCAGGGAGGAAAUGUGGAACCAUCAUCCUCUCUGCUGAAGAGCUGAGCAACUGCAGAGACAGCGCCACGAUGCAGUUCUGCGCCAACAAGCUGGACAAGAAGGACUUCUUCGGGAAAUCUGACCCCUUCAUGGUUUUCUUCCGGAGCAACGAGGAUGGAACGUUCACCAUCUGCCACAAGACGGAGGUGGUGAAGAACACCCUGAACCCCGUCUGGCAGUCCUUCACCAUUCCCGUCCGUGCGCUCUGCAACGGCGACUACGACAGAACGAUCAAGGUGGAGGUGUAUGACUGGGACAGAGACGGCAGCCACGAUUUCAUCGGGGAGUUCACCACCAGCUACCGGGAGCUGGCCCGGGGACAGAGCCAGUUCAACGUGUACGAGGUGGUGAAUCCCAAAAAGAAAAUUAAGAAAAAGAAGUAUGUUAAUUCUGGAACGGUGACGCUGCUGUCCUUCUCGGUGGAGUCCGAAUGCACCUUCCUGGAUUACAUCAAAGGAGGAACCCAGAUCAAUUUCACUGUGGCCAUUGAUUUCACUGCCUCCAAUGGUAACCCCUCCCAGUCCACGUCUCUGCACUACAUGAACCCGUACCAGAUGAACGCGUACGCCAUGGCCCUGAAGGCCGUGGGCGAGAUCAUCCAGGACUACGACAGCGACAAGAUGUUCCCCGCCUUGGGUUUCGGUGCCAAGCUUCCUCCCGAUGGCCGGGUGUCCCACGAGUUCCCCCUGAACGGCAACAUGGAGAACCCGUACUGCAACGGGAUCGAGGGCAUUUUGGAGGCGUACCAUCAGAGCCUGAAGAAGGUCCAGCUGUACGGCCCCACCAACUUCGCCCCUGUAGUCAACCACGUGGCCAGGUACGCUGCUGCGGUGCAGGACGGCUCGCAGUACUUCGUCCUCCUCAUCAUCACCGAUGGCGUUAUAUCCGACAUGGCGCAGACCAAGGAGGCCAUUGUGAAUGCUGCUAAUCUACCAAUGUCUAUCAUAAUAGUGGGAGUGGGCCAGGCUGAGUUUGACGCCAUGGUGGAGCUGGACGGGGACGACAUCCGAAUCUCUUCGCGAGGGAAGCUUGCAGAACGAGACAUCGUGCAGUUUGUGCCGUUUCGGGAUUAUAUGGACCGGACGGGGAACCAUGUGCUGAGCAUGGCCCGCCUUGCCAAGGACGUCCUGGCGGAGAUCCCCGAUCAGUUUAUCUCCUACAUGAAGUCUCGGGGCAUCAAACCCAACCCGUCCCCCCCGCCCUACACGCCCCCCGGACACCCCCUGCACACGCAGAUUUGAGCUGACUUCCUGGGACGCCUCCGAAGGGGGGAGGGGGGGUGAUUUCAACCCCCUCUGAACUCUGGGAAACCCUGUGGAACUGAACUACCGCGUCAACUGGUCCUUGGAGCGCGGAGAUGUUUGAAGGCACAGUGACAGUAUUUUAUUCUUGGGUGGGGGGUGGGGGGGGGCAGUGGUGGUUGGAUGGUUGGGGCUGAAGAGACUGCUUGACUCAGAAAUGAUCUGGAGUACUUUGGGUGGUAAAAAAAAAAGCAAAAAGCAUGGAGAUGGGGGAGUUCUGGAGUUCUCCAUCUUGUGAACGCGUGAGAGGUGAGGCAGGUGGAGGUGAGAUGGUGGAAGAGUGGUGGUGUUUGUGGUUUAAACUGUGCCUGUAUGUCCUCGUGUCCGUAAGUGUUCCAGACAGUUCCACGUGCCCUACUUUGCUCUCUGAUGCCACUCUCCCUCGGUGUAUUAGGGCGUGUGCGUUCAGGUGACGUCUGUAGAUACCUUUCUCAACGGUGUCUCUUGGGUUUCCAUGUGGUGAAUCGUAGAGUUUUAACUAUUUAUUGUGGGGAGAAGAUGUGGAAUCCUCUUAAAUAUUUUUUCAUCAUGGUUAUUUGUCUUUUGCUGAUUAUUUUUCAGAGCAGUGAUCCCACACCUGACAUUUCAUACAGAGUUUCAAAACUUGGGGUUGUGAGGCAGUGGUUACAGACAUGUCGUUGACAUCCGCACAUUGCAGUUUCCUGGUGAGAAAAUGCUGUUGGAGUUUAUCUGUUGGAUCUGGGUUUUCAAGGGCAUAUCCAAUCAAAUGCAUGCACUGAUGAUGCUAAGAAGAAAGCACAAAUAUACUGUAGAUAAUAUUUUCACGUCAGUCCGUUAUAACUUUGUUAAUCAACAACAACCAGAACAACAACAAUAUUAGGUAAUCAUUUUAACAAGUAGAGUACCUUGUGAUUAUAUAUUUACUUAAAUGAAUAAAUAAUUUACAACUUGUAUAUUUACUUUGCUCAAUAUUUAUGCCAUUAGAAAUGAUUUAUAUUUAAAAAAUUGAUUUGAGCGCACAUUUAUUGUGUCUGUUCACGCUGAAAUAGCAAAAGCCUGCCAGCAGUUGAUUGGCUGGAUUGACAGGGCUGUGCUCUUGAAGGUGGAAUAAAGGGCAGCAGGAUUCAUUAUGCAGAAGUUGACCCCUCCCCCUUUUCUCCCGCUUGAUGUUUGACGGACACAUGCACGCUGAUGGAUGACCUGCGUUCAGGAAUCGUUUAAGGGGCUUUGUUUGUGAGGCGGUGAUCCAUACAUCAUGCCUGUCCGGGGGCAGCCUGAGGACAAGUUCUUACCGCCGCCGUU